Molecule: messenger RNA, 897 nt
Organism: Acinonyx jubatus (cheetah)
Lineage: Eukaryota; Metazoa; Chordata; Mammalia; Carnivora; Felidae
Gene: LSM7
Product: LSM7 homolog, U6 small nuclear RNA and mRNA degradation associated
Exons: 4
Coding region: 325-762 (145 amino acids)
Biological process (GO): mRNA splicing, via spliceosome; nuclear-transcribed mRNA catabolic process
Cellular component (GO): U12-type spliceosomal complex; U6 snRNP; spliceosomal tri-snRNP complex
Molecular function (GO): RNA binding
Source: RefSeq, a predicted model, not a curated record
CUGAGUGACGCUGCGGCUGGGGAAGGCUCCAAGGCAGGAAAGAGAGGCUGGCCGGGGACAGGCCCGCAAGGUCACGGCCGAGCUCCGGGCCUGCGGGCCACCCGCGCUGGAGGCGCGCAAACCGGAGGCGGGCCCCCAGGCCAGGCCAGUCGGGGCUUGCGCGGGGCCGGGGCAGAGGACCCGGGUGCCGCAGCCGGCGGGGCCGGCGGGGCCGACGCAGCCUCACCUGGGCCGCGAGGAGCAGGAAGGCCGCCGCGAGCCGCGCCAGCGCCGCCACCGCCGCCGCCGCCGCCGCCAUGUCGGCCGGUCCGCAGGCGUCGGCAGAUGUUUCCCAGCAACGCCCCGUCGCUCCUGGGCGCGCCUGCGCCCUGUGUGCUCCGCGCCUGCGCGCGAGGGCAGGGUCAAAGGGCGCGGCGGCAGCGCCUGCGCCGAGCGGCGCGGUGCGGCAAGAUGGCGGACAAAGAGAAGAAGAAAAAAGAGAGCAUCUUGGACUUAUCUAAGUACAUCGACAAGACGAUCCGGGUGAAGUUUCAGGGAGGCCGCGAAGCCAGCGGCAUCCUGAAAGGGUUCGACCCACUCCUCAAUCUCGUACUUGAUGGUACCGUCGAAUACAUGAGAGACCCCGACGACCAGUACAAGCUCACAGAGGACACCCGGCAGCUGGGCCUGGUGGUGUGCAGAGGCACGUCUGUGGUGCUCAUCUGCCCGCAGGACGGCAUGGAGGCCAUCCCCAACCCCUUCAUCCAGCAGCAGGACGCCUAGCGGGCUCGGAGGGCCCGGGACACAGCCUCCCGAGGACUCGGAGCUGCCCCUCCCGCAUCACGCGCCACCCAGGAAUGGGGUUUCCUUCUUGUAUAGGUUUUGUUUUUGUUUUCUUAAUAAAAUUGCAAACCUCAA